Microdochium trichocladiopsis is the source of this 1227-nucleotide messenger RNA. RefSeq names its product heterokaryon incompatibility protein-domain-containing protein. Lineage: Eukaryota; Fungi; Ascomycota; Sordariomycetes; Xylariales; Microdochiaceae. Bases 1 to 1227 code for a protein of 408 amino acids. The record is from RefSeq and is a predicted model, not a curated record. The transcript has a single exon.
AUGGAUCAAACCGCUGACUUGCCGCUUGGAGGCUACUGCUGGGGCGGCGACCAGCCGCUGAAAGCGACCACCAAGAACAUCGCCAUGCUGAGUAGCGUCUCGGGCUUCUUGUUUGAGGAACUCCCCAAGACGCUGCGGGAUGCGUGUCUGGUAACGAGACUUCUUGGCCAUAGGUACAUAUGGAUCGAUGCCCUGUGCAUCGUGCAAGACGACCCUGCCGACAAGGCGCGAGAGAUCCCAAAAAUGCGCGAUGUUUACCGGGGCGCCUUGCUCACCAUUACCGCAAGCCGAGCAAGCAGUGUCUCCCAAGGCUUUCUGCAGGAUCGAGCUAGCGGCUUGAUAAAAGACGGUUGCGUAUUCAGGUUCAGAUUUGGCAUGCAGGAGAACUCGGUGGGAUCUGGAAAUUCGAAUGAAGCAGGUCACGCUCCCGGCAUGGCUGGUGCCCAUUCCUUGAGCAGCAGUCCACAGAGCUUGCAGAAGCCAACGAAAAUUCAAGGCUCUGUCGUGCUCUUCCUGCCCACUUUCGCCAUGAGCAAUGAGCGGCUGCAGGAGGCACUCCAGACUCGCGCCUGGGCUUUUCAGGAACGCCUAUUGUCUUCGCGCGUGCUCGACUUUGGUUCCUUUCAGACAAGCUUACAGGACGAGACUACAGGCCGCAGCUCGCUGGUCGAUGGCGGUUGGGUCACGAACAAGACCACCACGGACAGCCUAGGGGCCCUGUGGGAUGUCAUCCGCCAGACAGCCGCAGGUAUUGUGCCUGGUGACGGUCAAGCGUCGCCCAUUCCCUUGUAUCUCCCAGAUCCCUUGGGCCGCAUGUCGACUGAUCGACUCUGCGACGACGAGUAUCAAAGCAAAGUCUGGGCGGUCGCACUUCAAGAGUAUGCCAAGCUCCACCUCACGGUAUCGUCCGACAAGCUAGCUGCGGUAGAAGGGCUUGCUGAAUGGUUUGGACUAUGGCUCAAGGCAUCGCGGGCGAAAACAGCAGGGGCCGACUGCAACGACAGGAGCCAGGAAACACCAAACACCUCGUCAAACCCCAGCACAACCACAGGAGCCACAGAACACGGCGACGUUCGGUAUCUCGCAGGGAUGUGGAGCCAUCAGCUCCCUGCUGGCCUCAUGUGGCGGGUACAUGCGAAAGGGGAAGACAUUUAUGUUAAGGGCGAUGGUGUCUCGUCUUUUACCUCGGGUGACGGCCAGCAGGACGGCUUUGGAAGCUGGGGCUAG